UCGCCGAGAAGCCAGAAGUUCGGAGCGAGCGCGGGCGGGGAGAACUGCCGUCGCCUCGGAGCCGGCCUGAGACCCCCGUGCCACCUCCAGACCGCCCCCACUGCGCCGCGGCCCUCUGAGGCCCGUCUGGGGACCGCGACGACGAGUGCUGCGGCUGGGGGCUUCGUUCCUUCUUCCCAAAGAUGAAAGAGGGCACGGUCGUCUUUACCGCCUCUCCAGGACUGUUGCUGCCGCCGCCGCUGCCGCCGCCGCUUCAUUGCACAUUCAAGUGGAAAAUUUUCAGGAGUCAGCAGAAACAUUGUGUCCAAAAAAGACUGAGUCGCUGUUACCACCAAACCCAGGAGGAGACUCUCCCUGGAAAACUUCCCUUUGGUUUAUUUUCUUGAAAAGGCUCCAGGCUUCGGCUUGGAAAAUCCAACCGCCAAAAUUGAGCCCAGUAGCUGGAGCGGCAGCGAGAGCCCUGCCGAAAACAUGGAAAGGAUGAGUGACUCUGCAGAUAAGCCGAUCGACAACGAUGCCGAAGGGGUCUGGAGCCCCGACAUUGAGCAGAGCUUUCAGGAGGCCCUGGCUAUCUAUCCACCGUGUGGGAGGAGGAAAAUCAUCUUAUCAGACGAAGGCAAAAUGUAUGGUAGGAAUGAACUGAUAGCCAGAUACAUCAAACUCAGGACAGGGAAGACGAGGACCAGAAAGCAGGUGUCUAGUCAUAUACAGGUCUUAGCAAGAAAGAAAGUUCGAGAAAUUCAAGCCGCCAUUAAGGUGUCUAGUCACAUUCAGGUUCUUGCCAGAAGGAAAUCUCGUGAUUUUCAUUCCAAGCUAAAGGUAACAAGCAUGGAUCAGACCGCAAAGGACAAGGCCCUGCAGCACAUGGCAGCCAUGUCAUCAGCCCAGAUCGUCUCCGCCACUGCCAUUCACAACAAGCUGGGGCUGCCUGGGAUUCCACGCCCCACCUUCCCAGGGGCACCGGGGUUCUGGCCUGGAAUGAUACAAACAGGGCAGCCAGGAUCCUCCCAAGACGUCAAGCCCUUCGUGCAGCAGGCCUACCCCAUCCAGCCAGCGGUCACGGCCCCCAUUCCAGGGUUUGAGCCUACGUCAGCCCCAGCUCCCUCGGUCCCUGCCUGGCAAGGGCGUUCCAUUGGCACAACCAAGCUUCGCCUGGUGGAAUUCUCAGCUUUUCUUGAACAACAGCGAGACCCGGACUCGUACAACAAACACCUCUUCGUGCACAUUGGGCAUGCCAACCAUUCUUACAGUGACCCAUUGCUUGAAUCCGUGGACAUUCGUCAGAUUUAUGACAAAUUUCCAGAAAAGAAAGGUGGCUUAAAGGAACUAUUUGGAAAGGGCCCUCAAAAUGCCUUCUUCCUCGUAAAAUUCUGGGCCGACUUAAACUGCAAUAUCCAAGAUGAUGCCGGGGCUUUUUAUGGUGUAACCAGCCAGUAUGAGAGUUCUGAAAACAUGACAGUCACCUGUUCCACCAAAGUGUGCUCCUUUGGGAAGCAAGUAGUAGAAAAAGUAGAGACGGAGUAUGCAAGGUUUGAGAAUGGCCGAUUUGUAUACCGAAUAAACCGCUCCCCGAUGUGUGAAUAUAUGAUCAACUUUAUCCACAAGCUCAAACACUUACCAGAGAAAUAUAUGAUGAACAGUGUUUUGGAAAACUUCACAAUUUUAUUGGUGGUAACGAACAGGGAUACACAAGAAACUCUCCUCUGCAUGGCCUGUGUAUUUGAAGUUUCAAAUAGUGAACAUGGAGCACAACACCAUAUUUACAGGCUUGUAAAAGACUGAACAUGAUUAUUUAUAUAUAUAGAAUAUCUGUAUAUACACACACCUAUGUGCACACACACACUCUCCAUUAUUGAACGACUGACUGUAAACCUCACCACGUGGGUGGUGUCCUGGCCCCGAGGUCACCCCGACUUUUCUAAAUCCUGUUUGAGUGAAGUCAUUUUUUCAUGUGUUCAUACUAUCAUUGUAGCUGUGAAGUUCUGGUACAGUUGUAAAGAGAAAUCGAGUUGUUUCUAUGUGUUCUUCAGAUCUGCAGCCCAUAAUUCCUCGGGAAAGGAAAACCUAAACAACCCAGGUCUCUCUCUGCAGAGACCUGUUUCUUAUUGUGGUAGAAAAUAUUAAGACAGAGCCUUGCCCACGGGACAUUUACUGCCUUUACACAAAUGUAUUUAGUUCUCUUUUUUUUUUUCCAACAUGAAAUUCUUGUUUUAAGAUACAAGUAAAAUUAAUCUUUAAAUAUAAAUGUAAAUUAGUACACAAAACUAAGAAUCUUUAGACUUAUCUUUGUAACUAAUUAGGGUGGAAGUUAUAAAAAGAAUGUAAUUCACUAAAUUAUUUUUUAAAUGAAACCUUUCUUUCUUUUUGAAACCAAAUGUUAAACUAUAGCCUUAAGAAAUGCUUGGUAGAAAUAUCCUAAUGAGACAAAUUUGUACUUCUUUCCUCAAGGUUAAAACUAAUCUUCUAAUCCAUUAAACUCUUGAACAGGUAUUACAGAGGAAGAAAACUUCACCCCUUAUCCUUAACAUAUAUAGUAUAUUUAAAAAUGUAAAAUUGUAUUGUACUAAUGUGAUGGUUGAUUAUUUAAUGAAAAAAGAAAAGAUGGCUCUUUUUGCAAUAAGUAGAUAAAUACUGAAAAAUCUAAACUUACAAUGUUUAUAGUCUUGUGUGUGCAGUUAUAUUUUAUAUGGACAACCAAAUUUUUUAUUAAGAGUAAACAUCUGAACCAUUGAAAUUUAAUAGCAAAAUUUUAAAAUUGGCAUGAAUACUGCACUGUGAGCUGCAAAGUAUAGAGAAUCUUGUGGCUGGGAGAGAAAUUUCAACAACCAAACAAGUAAAAGGCUCAUCAGGUUUAGCAACUCUGCUCCCCAGAAAAUUGUAAGUAUCCCUACCAGCCUGUGGAUAAAUUCUUUAUUUCUGGUGACCCAAGAUGCGUAGGAACCUGAUGUGACUAUAUGUGUAUGAAUGCCAUCGCAUAUGUACACAUAUACAGACAUAGUUAUUCAACAUUUGUAACACCUGUUUAGUGUUGCUCAGUUUGCUAGGUGCUGAUACCUAUGUGUAUCUCAGUCUGCAUCUAUACUUAGAUACGUUCUCUCUAAGGAUAUUCAUUUUCUAGACAUCUCUCAGUAAGAUGCAAUGGCCC
Messenger RNA from Ictidomys tridecemlineatus (thirteen-lined ground squirrel), 3145 nucleotides. NCBI's taxonomy places the organism in Eukaryota, Metazoa, Chordata, Mammalia, Rodentia, Sciuridae. The record is from RefSeq and is a predicted model, not a curated record.